GGAGUAAUUAUCAGUCACAAACUUGCUAAGCUUCUUCAAUCGUUUUCCUCUUUAAAAAUGGAGAACCCGUUCAAGCUAAAGCUCCACCGUAUUUUCCGUUCAUGCAAGACCAAGAAACUAACUUCCGACGUCGUCAUUCAUAGUAACAAUAACAAUAAUACUAAUAAUGACAUUAAUAACCAUCUCUUGUUUGAUGAGCUUUUCUCCCCAAAACCUCGUACUCUCCGCUCCACUGCCCGACUCAGAUGCCCUAAAACUUCCCGUCCAGAACCCCAAGGUCAGAAAUGCCCUCCAACACCAGCGUAUUUACCUUCAUACGACCGCCCUGAGAAAUAUUCUUGCGGCUCCGCGUCCACGCCAAAGCAGCACGGAAAGAGCAAGAAAAAGAAGAGGAAGAAGAAGCAGCGCCCAAGUCGUUAUAUCGUUGGCCUGCUCGACGAUUUCCACGACAUCUCGGGGGCAUUUAUGUACAACGGGUUGUUCAGUAGCGACGACGGAGACGAUGCCGGAGAUAUGUUUUUCUCGUCGUCCCGGUCGCUGUUGCUAUCAUCCGACUCCGACUCGGUGGAGGGAUCUUUGCGCCGCCGUGAUUCGGCGGCGGUCAAUAGCAGCUUUGCAGUGGUGAAGAGGUCGAGCGAUCCGUACGGCGAUUUCAUGGCUUCGAUGUUGGAAAUGAUAGUGGAGAAAGGGAUAUUCGGAGGUAGAGAUCUUGAGAAGCUUCUCCAGUGCUUUCUCUCCCUUAACUCUGAUCAUCAUCAUGGGAUUAUAAUUGAAGCUUUCUCCGACAUUUGUGAAGCUUUGUUCUCUCUAUCAUGGAGUGAAGAUUAAUCUUUUUUUGGAAUGAAAAUUAAUUUUAAAAGAUGGAAAAAAAAAUUGGAGUCAGUGGCGGCAUCAUUCUGGAACAAUUUUUGUUUCAAUUCGUGUGAACAAUUUGUAAUAUUAUGUGAAAAAGAACUUCUACUGCGUAUAUUCUAAAUAACACUAGUGUAAUUUAUUUUACUUGAGC
This is a messenger RNA of Cuscuta europaea, 1006 nucleotides long. The record is from the annotation of a GenBank genome assembly. NCBI's taxonomy places the organism in Eukaryota, Viridiplantae, Streptophyta, Magnoliopsida, Solanales, Convolvulaceae.